AUGGCGACGAGAAAAAAGCUACCAAGCCCAGCUCUUUACACAAUCGCAUGGGUCGCAGCGUUACCUAUCGAGCGGGCUGCAGCAACCGCUCUUGUCAAUGAACGUCAUGAUGAACCCGACGGUUUCGAUCAGCAUGCCAACGAUGCCAAUGCGUACGACUGGGGAGAGAUAGGGCAGCACAACGUCGUUAUUGCUUCACUUCCCGCAGGAGUGUACGGUACCACCUCUGCUGCGAUCACUACAUCCCAUCUACUAUCUUCCUUGCCUCACAUUAGGAUCGGCCUGCUUGUGGGUAUCGGAGGCGGCAUCCCUCGUCCCGGUAGAGACAUACGACUUGGAGAUGUCGUUGUCAGUCAACCUGAUGGGCAGAACGGCGGUGUGGUGCAGUAUGAUUUGGGCAAGGCCAAACUCAACCAAACCUGGCAGCGGAAAGGUGCUCUCAACAUGCCUCCAACGGUGCUUCUCAACGCGCUCGGGAAAUUGCAGGCUGACCAUGAGAUCGAAGAUCCACGGAUCACAGACCUUCUCCGAGGGUUGACGGAGAAGUAUCCCCGAAUGAAGAAGCAUUAUGUAUAUCAAGGCGAGGAGAAUGAUCGACUUUUUUCACCAGACUAUGCGCAUGCUGGGGGUAGCACCUGCACUGCAUGCGAUUCGUCUCAAGAGGUAGAGAGACCCAAGAGGGAGACAACUGAUCCAGAGAUACACUACGGCACCGUGGCAUCUGGCAACACUUUGGUCAAGGAUGCCGCUAUUCGAGACAUAAUUUUGCAAAUGGUCGGCGAAGAGUGCCUGUGUGUCGAGAUGGAGGCGGCUGGCUUGAUGAAUACCUUCCCGUGCCUUGUUAUCAGGGGAAUCUGCGACUACGCCGACUCGCACAAGAACGACAGCUGGCAACGGUAUGCCGCUGCUACUGCAGCAGCAUUUGCAGUGGAGCUCCUUCGAUGUGUACGAGCGAGGCAACUUGAGGAAACACCGAGUGCUCGGGAGCUCAUGCAAUCAAGUUAG
Molecule: messenger RNA, 1005 nt
Organism: Fusarium vanettenii 77-13-4
Lineage: Eukaryota; Fungi; Ascomycota; Sordariomycetes; Hypocreales; Nectriaceae
Exons: 1
Coding region: 1-1005 (334 amino acids)
Biological process (GO): nucleoside metabolic process
Molecular function (GO): catalytic activity
Source: RefSeq, a predicted model, not a curated record